This is a messenger RNA of Acomys russatus (golden spiny mouse), 610 nucleotides long. RefSeq names its product mitochondrial ribosomal protein L20 (gene Mrpl20). Lineage: Eukaryota; Metazoa; Chordata; Mammalia; Rodentia; Muridae. Gene Ontology annotation, cellular component: ribosome. Bases 16 to 465 code for a protein of 149 amino acids. The transcript is spliced from 4 exons. Gene Ontology annotation, molecular function: structural constituent of ribosome; rRNA binding. Gene Ontology annotation, biological process: translation; ribosomal large subunit assembly. The record is from RefSeq and is a predicted model, not a curated record.
ACGAGGGCGCGCACCAUGGUGUUCCUCACCGCGCGGCUGUGCCUGCGGAACCGCCUCACAGACCGCUACUGGCGGGUUCAGGAGGUGCUGAAGCACGCCCAGCAUUUCCGGGGAAGGAAGAACCGCUGCUACCGGCUGGCAGUCAGGGCGGUGACCCGAGCCUUGGUGAAGAGCACGCACGCCCGGAGGCUGAAGAAGCGGAGCCUGAGGACCCUCUGGAUUAAUCGAGUUACAGCUGCCUCCCAGGAACAUGGCUUAAAGUACCCAGCUUUCGUUACCAAUUUAGUUAAGUGCCAGGUGGAGCUCAACAGGAAAGUGCUUGUGGACCUGGCCAUCUAUGAACCAAAGACUUUCAAAUCUUUGGCUGCUUUGGCUAAGAGGAGGCAGCAGGAAGGAUUUGCUGCAGCUUUGGGGGAUGGGAAGGAGCCUGAAGGCAUCUUUUCCAGAGUGGUGCAGUACCACUGAAGGCUGCAGUGCUGUGGAAACUGUUAGAAACAAGGAUUGUCGUCAGUAAGUCUGAUUUGUAUUUAUGUACAUUUUAGUAGCAGGCUUGAGAGAAUAGGUUUUCACUCAAUGACACAGUCCCAAAUCUGUCCUGUAAAGAUUGUAC